GAUAAAUGUAAUAACCGCAGGGGCAGGUUACCGGAGAGAAGUGGGGGAAUUUGGUCACGAAUAUUUCCCCUUCCUCUCUUGUGCCGCGAAGCUCCAUUCAUACAGCUAUAUAUAUGUAGUCGUUGCCAUUUUCGCAGAGCUCGUUCACAACUAUACACAUAUUUCUCCGCACGAAGAGCACAUUCAAGAAGCUCCUUUUUCUAGCUCAAAGAAAGCCGCGACGCAGAGAUGGUCACUGGACAAAAACCACCGGAGGAGGAGAAGGUGGUGGUCGUGGUGGGGAAUGGCACAAUGAACGGCUCACUCGUCGGACCUUCCGCCGGGAUCCGCUGGAAACCUGAUGCGAUGCACUUGAUUCUGAGGCUCUUAUGCGUGGUUAGUUCAGUGAUCGCGCUUUCGUUCAUGGUGACUGCCAAGCAAUCUAGCUCUGUCUCCAUUUAUGGCUUUCACUUUCCGGUUUACUCCAAGUGGUCCUACUCUGAGUCUUUCGAAUAUCUUGUUGGUGUUUCUGCUGCCGUUUCGGCUCACUCCUUGCUGCAGCUACUUAUUGGCACAUCACGGUUGCUUAAGAAAUCUCCUGUGAUUCCCUCAAGAAAUUUCGCAUGGCUUAUAUUCGCUGGGGAUCAGGCAUUUGCCUAUGCACUGAUAAGUGCUGGGUCUGCUGCCUCUGGAGGGACCAAUCUGAAUCACAAUGGAAUUAGACAUCCAGCUCUGCCAAGUUUUUGUAAGCCCCUGCAUAAGUUCUGUGAUCACGUAGGCAUCUCCAUAGCCUUCACUUUCGUAGGCUGUUUGCUGCUGGCUGCUUCUGCUAUCGUGGAUGUAAUAUGGCUCUCUAACCACUAGAAAUUACCUCAUAUUUACACAUACUUUAUGUAACAUAUCAUCUGAAUAUAUAUGUUUUCUAUAAAAAUCAUCAGCCAUCACUUCCCUUUUUCAGCCCCACCUUAUGGUCAGUAGCAUUGUUUGUGACUCCUAUAGGUUGGUUUUGGUUCUGCAGAACUGUUUCUGCAGAAUUUUCCACUUCCAAUUAGGUGAUAAAUCUGCAGACAGAGUGUAGUAUACAUAAUACAUGGGCGCCUGAAGGUGUUUUUAAGA
This is a messenger RNA of Neltuma alba, 1095 nucleotides long. RefSeq names its product CASP-like protein 3A1. The transcript has 3 exons. The record is from RefSeq and is a predicted model, not a curated record. The coding region runs from base 229 to 843 and encodes 204 amino acids. Lineage: Eukaryota; Viridiplantae; Streptophyta; Magnoliopsida; Fabales; Fabaceae.